GCGGUUUAGACGACCAGAUUAAUGAACAAAUUCUACAUGCUGCAUUUGUUCCAUUUGGGGACAUUGUCGAGAUCCAAAUACCUCCAGAUCCGGCUUCUCAUAAUCAGCACCGCGGCUUCGGGUUUGUAGAAUUUGAAGAGGCUGUCGAUGCACAAGCCGCCAUUGACAACAUGAACUUAGCGGAGCUUUACGGCAAAGUAAUUAAGGUUAACUUGGCUAGGCCGAUGAAAAUUAAGGAGGGGAGUAUGCGAGCCGUAUGGUCCGAGGACGCGUGGUUACAAAAAUAUGCGCUUAAGUCUGCUGACCCUAUGGUACCGUUUGAAUCGGACGAAGAGAAAGAAACGAGCAAAACAACAAGCAUGGACAUUUCUACAGAUCAACAAUGA
Molecule: messenger RNA, 386 nt
Organism: Acaulospora colombiana
Lineage: Eukaryota; Fungi; Glomeromycota; Glomeromycetes; Diversisporales; Acaulosporaceae
Source: the annotation of a GenBank genome assembly